Messenger RNA from Orussus abietinus, 784 nucleotides. RefSeq names its product 1-acyl-sn-glycerol-3-phosphate acyltransferase beta (gene Agpat2). Gene Ontology annotation, biological process: phosphatidic acid biosynthetic process. The transcript is spliced from 4 exons. The record is from RefSeq and is a predicted model, not a curated record. Bases 17 to 769 code for a protein of 250 amino acids. Lineage: Eukaryota; Metazoa; Arthropoda; Insecta; Hymenoptera; Orussidae. Gene Ontology annotation, molecular function: 1-acylglycerol-3-phosphate O-acyltransferase activity. Gene Ontology annotation, cellular component: membrane; endoplasmic reticulum.
UAAGUGUUCCAUUCUGAUGCCGUGUUGCAGGGUCCUCGGCAUAUCGUGCAGCAGUAUCGGAUUGGCAUUGAUCUUCCUACUCGUGAUAGUUUGUGCUAUCAGCGAGGCUGCCAGAUAUCGGGUCAAGUUCUUCGUCUUCAUAGUCCUGAGUGCAAUUUCCGUAACGUGGUAUCUUCCCUUUAUGUUCCUGAGGCCUGGCAGCUGGAAGAACGCUCUACCUCCUGCGUGGUGCUCAAGACAAACUGCCAAGUUAUUAGGGAUUCAGUUUGAGAUUCGAGGAAAGGAGAACAUCGUCCAGGAUAGCGGCUGCGUGGUGCUAAUCAAUCAUCAAAGUUCUAUAGAUCUCUUUGUUUUGGCUGAGCUCUGGCCAGUACUCGAAAGGUGUACAGUUGUGUCGAAAAAGGAGAUCCUUUAUUUAGGGCAGUUCGGACUGGCGACUUGGCUAUGGGGGACCAUUUUCAUCGACAGAUUAAACGUCGAACAGGCCCACACUACGAUUAAUUCCACGGCCGAUAUUAUCAAUCAGAGAAAGGCGAAACUUUUGCUGUUUCCGGAGGGCAAAAGACACUCGGGAAGCACCUUGAUUCCUUUCAAGAAAGGCGCCUUUCAUGUUGCUAUCGCUUCUCAAACACCGAUCCAACCUGUAGUUGUAUCCAGAUAUUACUUUUUGAAUGACAAGUUGAAGAAAUUCGAUUCCGGUGAGGCAUUGUUAACUUUAAACUGCGCCGGAAUAAUGUCAAACGAUAAGUUGCUCUUUGGCGUAGACUAGUUUCUCUCGCUUACG